This is a messenger RNA of Capsicum annuum, 781 nucleotides long. RefSeq lists its product as uncharacterized. Bases 114 to 506 code for a protein of 130 amino acids. The record is from RefSeq and is a predicted model, not a curated record. Lineage: Eukaryota; Viridiplantae; Streptophyta; Magnoliopsida; Solanales; Solanaceae. The transcript is spliced from 2 exons.
AGUCCAUAGAGAUUAACCCUAAGGUAAAACCUCGCCAUUUGGUAAAGUAACUUUCUUGAGGCUUACCUAUUUUACCUCAAAAGUGAAAACCCCUUCCCCAUACUAAAGCAGCCAUGCCCGGUCUCAUCGUCGAACCCGAGAAGAAGCUUCUGGAAGACCACCUCUACGAUGACGUCGAUGAUUCCGACGAUUCCGAUGAUUCUGACGAUGACAAGGAAGAACAGAGCUUAAGGGAGGAAUUGGCUGAACUUAGAAAGGAAUUGGCUGCUAUUAAAAUGAUGGUGGCAGAUAACUUAAAGAAGAUCUUAAUGGUAGAAUCUCUCACCAACAAGGUCUUAGAAAUGUUAGCUCAGUAUUCACCUGGUCCAACUCUCGCAUCCAUCACGGUGGACACUGUAGCACCUAAGCCUGAUUCCAUCUCCUCUUCACCUGCACCUGCACCUGCACCUGCUGCCAUCCCGCCUGUUGCGGUGGGAAACGCGCAUAUGCUAGAUGCAACUGCCUAGCGGGAGUUGUUUCACCCUACUUAUAUUUGUUUUUGCUUGCACUGUGAAUAAUGCAUUAUUCUAAGUGUGGUGGGGUGAGUGAAUUAAAUUUUUGUUGAUAAUCGUAAUUAAUUGGCUAUGUCUUCUUCUAGCUAAAAUAGUGCUGCUGACUUGCUGGGAAAAAUUGGAACUAGGAUGCAUGAUGCCAAUAGUAUUACUAAGUCUGGUAGCUACUACUAUUGUAUAGUCAACCUUUUGUCUUAUAAUAUUAGUAAUCCUUUUGUUCCAGUGGUAAA